This is a messenger RNA of Hyposmocoma kahamanoa, 1230 nucleotides long. It is a transcript of the gene Mocs2B, whose product is annotated as molybdopterin synthase catalytic subunit 1. NCBI's taxonomy places the organism in Eukaryota, Metazoa, Arthropoda, Insecta, Lepidoptera, Cosmopterigidae. The transcript has 3 exons. Gene Ontology annotation, biological process: Mo-molybdopterin cofactor biosynthetic process. Gene Ontology annotation, cellular component: cytosol. Gene Ontology annotation, molecular function: molybdopterin synthase activity. The record is from RefSeq and is a predicted model, not a curated record. The coding region runs from base 131 to 598 and encodes 155 amino acids.
UUCUAUUACUGAAGUUACAUACAACAAAUCGAUACAGAGUCUACAAAAUACCAUUGAGAGUGAUAGUUCUCUGAAAGGUUAACAAAAUUUGGAGAGGUAUUACCAUUCAUAAGUUGCAAAUACUCUGACAAUGGAUCAUCUGAAGUUGACAAUGGAUGCGUUGUCCGUGGACACCAUAAGUGACCUGGUCUUUGACCCCAGCUGUGGAGCUGUGUCUAUUUUCGUCGGAAUUACAAGAGAUAAUUUUGAGGAUAAAAAGGUGGUGCAUCUGGAGUACGAAGCAUAUGAAGCAAUGGCAUUGAAAGCAAUGAAAGCCAUUUGCGAGGAGAUUCGCAGAGAGUGGUCUGCUGUUCACGGCAUCGCUAUGUACCAUCGAUUAGGCAAAGUCCCCUGUCGCGAGGCGUCUGUGGUUAUAGCAGUAAGCAGCCCGCACCGCCGCGACUCUCUCGAGGCGGUCUCGGCCUGCAUCGAUCGGCUUAAGGCGCGGGUGCCCAUCUGGAAGAGGGAGGUGUACGCCGACACGCCGCCCGUUUGGAAGGAGAACCGCGAAUGUGCGUGGAGUACUCAUCAUUCACAGAUUGUGCCCCAGGCACAGUAGGUUAACUAUGAACUUCCUGCGGUACAGUCAGCAUCAAAAUAAUCUUACUUUAUUUAGUUUGCUAGACGACUACGACGAGAUAGGAAUUAUUUAGGUGUGCAUGCUCCAUUAUCGACCUCAUCGUCUCUUUCUAUCAGGUGAGAAGGAGGUCAAAUGUACAAUUUUAUAAUACAGAGUGACGGGGUGAACAAGUCGUGCGCGCACAUUACUGCUUGGCGUCAGAAAUAGGUAAGGUGGCAGCACUCACCUUUACUGUUACUUUGAAUUAAAACGCUUUAGUCUUCGUUUGGUCGACCGACAGCACGCUUGUCAGUCAUGCCGUACCGUAAUUCUAUAUACUAUGGCAUGAUUGUUUAUUAAAAACUUGUAAAACGAAAAACAGGAUGGUGUAUCAUAUUUUAUUAAGUAGUAUAUUACGUUGUCGUAGUUAUCAUUUCGUAUAUCAAAGUUAUUUUCACGUUUGUAAUAUAUGUAUGUAUAUUUCUUUAAGUGAAUUGUUUUAAAUUAAUAUUGGCAGUAAAGGAUACUUACUCAUCGACUAUAUAACAGAAAUAGAGACGAAAUAUCAUUUAAUUUGUUUGAAAACUAUUCUGCCAAAUCAUUACGGUGACGUGUGUCGUCAAUUGUUUCAC